AAGAAAAAAAAAAAAACUAAAGAAAAACACUCCCAAAUACACAGUGUCCUUCUUUCCCUGGUAAUGAGUCUUGUUCCCCCUUUUUAUUGUAACUUGUGGUGAGUAGGAGGAGAGGGUCAGUCCCACAGUGUAGAUAUAGGCUUGUUUGUGUUUCUGUAGGGGAAAGUACCAUCUGGAUUCCUCUUUGUUCUAUAGAUACACAGGGCACUGCAGAACACACUCAGACAUCAAAACGUUCUCAACACAUGCACACGCCGAGCUCAGGAAGCGAACACAAACUGCAGCAGAGGAAACUCAGGACCUGUACAGUUGUCAGCUCUUAACAUCUGUCUUCUUGCGCUCCCCAGGCUCAGGCCUCUCUGAGCUCUGCAGUCGGACUGACGAUGCCGCAGCCUGCCCAGAAUUCCCUGAUCCAUGUUCUCCUCUUGUGGACUACUAUUCUCUCUAUUAUCCAGGCUGUGUUCAUCAUCCUCUUCUUUACAACUGGAGAUCGUGUUGUGUCUCAGAACAGUAGCACUAUAGCAGCAGAGCGCACAGUACAAUCCCAGGCAAAUAAUACAACUUCGCUGCCGCCCACCGACCAAGGCCUUCUCUUGGGCAAGGGUCAAAUGCUCACCUAUAAGCUUAUUGGAGGCACCAGCGAAGUUACCUUUCAAGCAAAGAAUCCAACAAAUGACUUGAUCUCAGCUAACGGAAAACAACUGGAAAUAAAGAAGCAAGGAUAUUACCUCCUAAAUCUUCAGGUAACACUGGAGAGGUCUCAGUGUGAACAUAACGGAUCAAGGGAGUCUAAUCCUACGGUCAAACUGAAAUGUAACAGUAAAGUUAUCCUGCAAGGUGAGAUUAACUCAAAUACGUGCAGUACAGGCCUCCUUGGAAAGGUAGAGGUGCUGGCUGAUGGAAGCAUCCUGGAGCUCGAAUGCAACCUGCCAAAAUAUGGAAUUGAUGAUAGAGAAUUUCUUACACACUUUGAUAUCAUAUUCAUGCUCAAACCUUAGAUGCAGCUCCAAUGUAUUGCAUAUCAAUAUCUGAAAUCCUUGGCCGUGUUCCAGGGCACCUGUCCAAUUCUGAGACCCCCUCUGCAGCAAAAUCUCUCAGAUGCAAAGAUGGUAGAGUGUCCUUGUUGUUUCUUGUUACCAAACAGACAUCCAUCUUUGCUUCUGCAUCACAAGAUCAACAAAUCACUUAACUGUCUUGCUAUAGUCAGAGAGAUGACUGAGUCACAGAGAAUGGAUGAAAGAGCUGGACUCAGCAUUGAAGACAGUCUGUUACUCACAGGCUGGCUAACACAAAUUCUAAACUGAAAACUAUAUGCUAAAACUAUUGAAUUUCCCUCAGGAUCAAUAAAGUAUCUAUCUAUCUAUCUAUCUAUCUAUCUAUCUAUCUAUCUAUCUAUCUAUCUAUCUAUCUAUCUAUCAGAAUCAGAAUUCCUUUAUUUAUUUCCUAUCUAAAACAGAACUUCUAUUGAUUCAGUGUUUAAUUGUUGUGGUCAGUAAAGUAAAUAUAUUGCAGUUCAGGACUGGUCUAAGGUUGACAUCAUCACUACAAAUCUGUUCCUCUGCAACUGUAUUUAAGGGAAGCAGAUAUAACAGUCUAGUUCAUGUUUGGGGGGAUUUUCCUUUUUUAUUGCAUUUAUUAGAAAUGUAAGGUUGGAUUGUUCUCUUUGCUUCUCAAAUAGCUGAAAUCAAGAAGCAUGUUUAUAGUCAGUGAAGGAAGUGUUCUUGAUUGUUUAAAUCAAUUUUAUUUCCUUGGUGGAGGUUUUUACAUUUAAAAUAUGUAAUAAUUAACUGAAUGAAUGUAUUUUUCUGAAGUGCCACAACUAUUGGCAUAACUGUGGUAUUUGCACAGCUCCAAUUUGCUACUUGAUGAUUUAUUUCUUGUUUUGAACUGAAUGAAUUUGAUGUUUAUGUUCUAUUUAUUUAUUGUCUGGGCCUCAAACAUAUACAGUAUACAGGUAUAUAAUGUAUUUAAAAAAAAUCACUGGACAGGUCAACGAAUAACCAAUGAAUGUAUGUCACUAUGUGACACCGUAUGUCAUUGUGUGGCAUACAUCUUUACAUUGUUAGUGAGUCACUGUAAUGUCUUUAAGUUUUGUUUAUUAGAACAGUAACAUGUAAAGUAAUAAGAUGUAGCUACAAUUGGACAAAUUGGACAAUGUAGUUGUUAAGGAAAAAAAGACAUAAAGACGAAUGUCUCACGUCUUUUUAACAAAAUGUAACGAAUUAAACCAGAACCACGAUCACAUUAUACAUUAGUAUUCGAUUUUCAUAAGAUGAAUUUGAAAUAAAAAGUGAAAU
Scatophagus argus is the source of this 2297-nucleotide messenger RNA. RefSeq lists its product as uncharacterized. The record is from RefSeq and is a predicted model, not a curated record. Bases 384 to 998 code for a protein of 204 amino acids. Gene Ontology annotation, molecular function: protein binding. NCBI's taxonomy places the organism in Eukaryota, Metazoa, Chordata, Actinopteri, Scatophagidae. The transcript is spliced from 4 exons.